This is a messenger RNA of Plenodomus lingam JN3, 447 nucleotides long. Lineage: Eukaryota; Fungi; Ascomycota; Dothideomycetes; Pleosporales; Leptosphaeriaceae. The record is from RefSeq and is a predicted model, not a curated record.
AUGACCUGCCGCCUUCCUCAGACCCCUCGCACACCAACUGGGGCUGCAGAUCACUACUUUGACGAUGUUUUUGCCACGUCAGGCAAGCCAAAGAAGCCCCAUCACCUCCGCCGUUCUUCAACCAGCCGUAGUAUCGGCCACCGAAGCGAUUGGGGCGGGUCUACCAAUGGGGACGAGGACGAUGUCACUAGCCCUGCCAGGCGCAAGAACUCUGUUGGUGUUGCAGACGCUGAGCAAAUGGAGCAGCGAGCAGCGAUGGAGGCACGCCUGAAUCACUAUGUCAGCGGUCAGCUGCAACGCAUCAAGACGGGUAUGCAAGACUACGAGCCGGAUGAGUUUGAGACUACCACGGAUGGCGCGUCAGACGGGAAGCCCUCGCACAGCCGCCGCAACGGUCAUCGCGAGCGUCGCGACUACUUUGAGCAGGAUCCUUAUUUUAGCAGGUAG